Molecule: messenger RNA, 709 nt
Organism: Herpailurus yagouaroundi (jaguarundi)
Lineage: Eukaryota; Metazoa; Chordata; Mammalia; Carnivora; Felidae
Gene: KGD4
Product: alpha-ketoglutarate dehydrogenase subunit 4
Exons: 4
Coding region: 95-406 (103 amino acids)
Biological process (GO): 2-oxoglutarate metabolic process
Cellular component (GO): oxoglutarate dehydrogenase complex
Molecular function (GO): oxoglutarate dehydrogenase (succinyl-transferring) activity
Source: RefSeq, a predicted model, not a curated record
UGACGCCACAGGCAGGCCCCGCCCCCCAGCUGCCCAGGUCUCCUGUUAUCUCUGCGGCUAGCAAGCGCCCCGGAAGCUGCCCCAUCUCGGGGUCAUGAUGGGCAGCAAGAUGGCGUCUGCCAGCAGGGUCGUUCAGGUAGUCAAGCCACAUACUCCAUUAAUAAGGUUCCCUGACAGAAGAGACAAUCCUAAACCCAAUGUAUCAGAAGUUUUGAGAUCAGCAGGACUACCAUCUCACUCUUCUUCAAUUUCACAGCAUUCUAAGGGAAGUAAAUCACCGGAUUUGCUGAUGCAUCAGGGUCCUCCAGACACUGCAGAAAUAAUAAAAACAUUACCUCAGAAAUACAGAAGGAAGCUUGUGUCUCAAGAAGAAAUGGAAUUUAUCCAACGUGGAGGUCCGGAAUAGUCACUGACAGUGUGGCUGCUGUUUGCCAUCAAAGGAAUAGUCUUUACAAUAAAGGACUUCCAAAGUGGCACAUGAUAAGCUACAUUAAACAACUUGAAUAAAUAUUCUGUUAAAAAAAAUGAAAUAGAAAAUUUAGAUGGACACUUGUAUCUCCUAAUAUAUGUAUGUUGGUCAGCUUCUCCACAAGCUUACCUAAUUGUUUAUAUACUUAUUAAAGUAUACAUUUUUAAAUGUAGCCUAUUAAUUUACUCUUGAUUAUCAAGUAUUAUCAAUGUUGAGCUAUUAAAAGCACACAAUAUCUAG